CUUGAAAAUUGAGCAGCCCAGCCCAAGAUCCGAUCAAUUGCUCUGCUCAGAGACUCUGGGAAGAAAGCUCUGUGGAACCAUGGGCGCUCUUCUCAAGCUCGUUGACGUUCUACUGUUCCUCGCCUUUCUCCUACUUGCAGUUGUAGUGCCUUUAAUCGAUUUCCAGGAGGUAUUCCCUAAAAGCUUUUAUCCUGAUUUUGUAAUCGAUCUCAAGAGAUGGUACGUCGCCCAAUCGGGGGAUUAUUUAAUGGCCGAGGCUCCUCAUUUCGUCGUUGGCCUUAUUUGGUUCGAGCUUCUUUUUCAAUGGCCUCUCUUGUUUCUCAAUCUCUAUGCCUUCUUGAGCUCCAAGGCUUGGUACAAGACCACUUGCUUGAUCUAUGGCGUUUCUCUCGUGUCUUCCAUGUCUGCUACGAUGGGUGAAGUGGUUGGAUCAAACCGGGCAUCUAAUACUCUGUUGACAAUCUACUGGCCCUUCAUGGGUUUGGGGGUGUUGGCCACGCUACGCGGGCUCGUGCCAUGCUCGAGCAAGGCUCCGAUCAACGGACCCAGACCAUCAAAUGGCAGGAAAAAGAGGGCUUGAAGUGCCAUCCUAGAUCGCCAAUGGUCUGUCCCGACUGAGCGUAUCACAUUGUCGGACUGAGGAUGUUGGUUCUUUAGGUAAUGGUGCAACUCUCUCUUUUAACCUUCUAGUAGUCUUUCAUUGUAUGAGUGGUAGUGGUUCAAUAUUUGAUCGUUUUAAGAAUAAAAUUGAGUUAAACCGAAUCGAAUUACAUGAAUGGUAUUAAUCCUUUUUUUGA
Cucurbita moschata (crookneck pumpkin) is the source of this 797-nucleotide messenger RNA. RefSeq names its product sigma intracellular receptor 2-like. The coding region runs from base 80 to 580 and encodes 166 amino acids. Gene Ontology annotation, cellular component: endoplasmic reticulum. NCBI's taxonomy places the organism in Eukaryota, Viridiplantae, Streptophyta, Magnoliopsida, Cucurbitales, Cucurbitaceae. The transcript has 2 exons. The record is from RefSeq and is a predicted model, not a curated record.